UUAAUAAUAAAAAACCAAAUCUUUAUAAUGCAGGACAACGAAAAAAUUCCCAUCCUUAUCGAAAAUUUCAAACUGGCUCAACUACUACCUUUUCCGGUUAUACCAAUAUAUCCAACUAUAAUCAUAAUACUAUUACUUCUACUAGUAGUAAUAAUAAUAAUUAUCAUCAACAACAACAAAAACAUUGUUAUAACAAUAAUAAUAAUAUUACUCAUUUAAAAUCUUUAAAUAGUAAAAAAAUACCUUGUCUUAUGUCUGUUGAUUUUUUUCAACAACCACCAAGAAAAAAUCGUCGUAAAAUACAGCAUGCUGAACAAUAUAAACAACAAACAUUAUUACAUCAGUACGAGAUAAUGAAACAACAUAAUAUUAAUAAUAAUAAUAAUAAUAAUAAUAAUAAUAAUAAUAAUAAUAACACGAAUACAAACCAAUAUAGAACAUCAACAUUAAAAAAGUUAAAAGGUUUAAUUUUAUCGGAUUCAAUGUGUAAAAUGUUAACAUUUUUAAAACAACAAAAAUUUGAUCGAAGUAGUAUAUUCCAAGCUGAUUUUGUUCUUUUCUCUCUAUGUACAAAUGAUGUUGCUAAUUUAGGUCCUGAACUUGCUAUAAAAAAUUGUCGUAUUUUGAUAGAACGUGUACGACAAUUAUUUCCUCAUUUGAAAUCAAUUGGAUGGUUAGCACUUUCACCGCGAUCAAAACCAUCUAAAUUAUUCAAUUCUAUAACUAUUAAUGAGAAUUAUCAGAAAUUUAACCAAUAUCUUAAUAAAUUAUCAAAAGAAAAAAAUUUCGAAAUAAUUAAUGCUAAUCUCCAACAUCACCACAUGCAUUAUGAUGGUUUACAUCCGUCAAUAGAUUCCGGGUGUGUUCUGAUCGAAAAAGCACUUUAUAAUUGGUUUGUAAAACAGACGAAACAUUUUUCUAUUACAUCACAUCAUCAUCCUACUAUUAUUGCCGAUCAGACUACAACUGCUCGUAAUAAUAAUAAUUAUCAUCAUCAUAAACAUACAGCUACUAAUCAUAAUCAUUAUAAUCAUGCUACUACAACUACUAAUAUUUAUCAUCAUCAUAAUUCUACUACUACUACUACUACUAAUAAUAAUAAUAAUAAUAAUAACCAUGCUAUUAAUAAUAAGAAUUCUUACAAAAAGAACAAUACAUUAAAAAAAGAAGAUUUAAAUAACUUAUCAAGUAAGCCAUUAAUACCACAUUAUCCACAUUUUCUACGACAUAAAGAUGAGUUCUUUCGGAAA
Molecule: messenger RNA, 1250 nt
Organism: Rotaria sp. Silwood1
Lineage: Eukaryota; Metazoa; Rotifera; Eurotatoria; Philodinida; Philodinidae
Source: the annotation of a GenBank genome assembly